Molecule: messenger RNA, 282 nt
Organism: Sordaria macrospora k-hell
Lineage: Eukaryota; Fungi; Ascomycota; Sordariomycetes; Sordariales; Sordariaceae
Source: RefSeq, a predicted model, not a curated record
AUGGAGCACGCGUACGUGAGACCGGAGGGGUUUGAGCUGCCGGGGUUUGAGAUGGUGGUCUUGGAGCCGCCGUCUGAAGGGUUGGGUGAGAGGGAAGGUGCUGCUGCUGCUACUGCUGCUGAGGUCUGCGUCCGGUUCAGGUGGAGGGAAGUCGUGACGGUGUUGUUGAGGCAGCUGGAGCGGGGAGUGGAUGAUGAGGAAAGAUGGCUUGUGGAGGGGUGGAGGGAGAGGGAUAGAGAGUAUUGGAAGAAACAUGUCAUAUACAGGUACGCACCCGUUUGA